Messenger RNA from Aaosphaeria arxii CBS 175.79, 774 nucleotides. RefSeq lists its product as uncharacterized. The transcript has 3 exons. Lineage: Eukaryota; Fungi; Ascomycota; Dothideomycetes; Pleosporales. The record is from RefSeq and is a predicted model, not a curated record. The coding region runs from base 1 to 774 and encodes 257 amino acids.
AUGUCCAUCCUUCUACCGCUUUACGUUUAUCCACAGGCAGGCGCAUGGAACCCGCUUUACAUAGCUGCAAAGGCUCAUCCCGAUGUCGAGUUUACGGUUGUCGUGAAUCCUUGCUCUGGCCCUUGCAAUGGCUCCCUCCCAGAUGCUACAUAUCUCUCUGAAAUUCCGAAGCUUCGUACCUUCGAAAACAUCCGCACUUUAGGUUACGUCGCGACCAACUACACGACAAAAGACCUCAGCCAGGUUCUCUCAGAGAUUGAUACAUAUGCGAAUUGGCCGAAAACAGCGAAUAAUACCAAGCUAAAGGUUGAUGGCAUCUUUUUCGACGAGACGCCCAGCGAAUUUGUGCGAGAGAAGUACGAAUAUUUGAAAGUUGCGAGCCAGAAAGUCAAGAAUGGAACGGCAUUUAGAGAUCGAUUCGUAGUUCACAAUCCCGGCCUUCUCCCCAAGACCUUAUUGACAACUCCAACGCCUUUUCAAACAUCGUACUUGAAUUUGACCGACAUAACCGUGCUUUUUGAGGAAACAUUUACCAAAUGGCUUGAUGCGACCACUUUCGACUCGCUCCGAUCACACAAAAUCAAGCGCGACAAACUCGCCGUGAUACUGCAUUCGAUACCUAACUUGAGUAACACAGUGUUGGACUUCGUGGUCGAGCAAGUGGAAGACAGCGCGGAUUGGUUGUUCUUAACAGACAUUAGCCAGAAAGACGAAUAUUACCACAGUUUUAGCCCCAUCUUCCAAGAUGUUGUAGAGGCAGUUGAUAGGGGCUAA